This is a messenger RNA of Sesamum indicum (sesame), 3372 nucleotides long. Its product is annotated as putative disease resistance protein RXW24L. The record is from RefSeq and is a predicted model, not a curated record. Gene Ontology annotation, biological process: defense response to other organism. Lineage: Eukaryota; Viridiplantae; Streptophyta; Magnoliopsida; Lamiales; Pedaliaceae. Gene Ontology annotation, molecular function: ATP hydrolysis activity; ADP binding.
UUAAAGUGGGUAAGGGUGUCUCAACUCUCCAUAUUGAAAGCGUGUACAAUGGUCAACUCUACAAUUGCAUUGGCCUAAACAAAAAAGACAAAAUACUAAAAUCCAACCAUAUAAAAUAUCUUCGGUGAUUUUAAAAUUGUUUGAGAAACAGAUCCAACCACUACGUUGGGUGUUCAUCCGAAAGUUGACUUGUUUAUUUCAAAGCUGAAAGGGGCAAGCAAGAAAACAAAAACAGAGUUCAAGAAGACAAAGUGUAAUUCAUCCGGGAGAAAAAUGUGUUGAUUGUACAAGAUACUGCAAUUAUUCGCCUCCACCCCAGCCAAACAAACUAUUGUAAGUUUUUCUGUCUCAAUGGCGGAUGCAAUAGUAAGUUUUGCCACUUCAUCACUGAAAAACCUUCUGAUGGAACAAUACGACUUAUUGUCUGGAGAAAAGAUAAAAGAAUACGAGGAAUACCUGAAAAAUGAGAUGCCGCUGAUAAAAGCUUUGCAAAAGGAUGCAGAAAGAAGUCGAUCUGCGGACGAGAGGAUCAGGCUCUUUGCCAGGAAUAUUAUAGACCUUAUUUACAGGAUUGAGGAUGCAAUGGAGUACAUAACCAUUAAGAUGGAGUAUCCAGGAGCAACAUUCUUCAGAAAAUGGGUUCAAAUGGCAUCAGCUAAAGAAGUUGAAGCAGAGAUGGAGGAAAUCAGCAACAGGGUUGAGUUCCUCUCCAGGAUUGCCCAAGUAAUUGGCAUUACUCAAGCCGCAGGAGAAAGUUCAUCAAAUCGGAGUACUAAAUUGUCUAGGCAAACAAAUGGUCACGAUCAUUUUGUUGGAAGGGUAGAAGAGAUGGAGCUACUGCGUUCAUAUAUUAAGGAUCCCAAGUGUCGGGUUAUUGCAAUAUGGGGCAUGGGUGGUUCAGGCAAGACCGCUCUUGCUAAGAAGUUGUACCAGGAUUUCCAGGACAAGAAUCAUUUCUACGCUGUUGCCUGCGUUUAUGUCUCCCAAGAUUUCGAGCCCAGGAGGGUUUUCGAAGAUCUUUAUUUGCAGUUUUAUCCAUUUCACAGGGAAGACGUGUCGGCGAUCAGGGGAGAGGAGUUGGCCCGACGGGUUUGUGAAAUCCAGCAAGAUAGAAAGUGUCUAGUGGUUCUGGAUGACAUUUGGUCUCCAGAUGUUUGGGAAACUCUUCGUAUUGCGUUCCCGUCAGGGGACACAGCUAGCAAAGUAUUGAUCACAACUCGGGUCAGACAAGCGGCGGAGGCUGUUGAAAUUGUGGCUGAGAAGAGAUACAUCCACCGGUUGAGGUAUUUUACCGAAGAUGAAAGCUGCCAGUUGUUCCGGGAAAGGGUUCUCCUGAUGGAUCUGCCAGAAAGUGAAGCUGAUAAAAUAUUAGAGAUGGGAAACAAAGUGGUAAAAUUUUGUGAAGGUCUUCCGUCACCGGUCGUUAACUUCCUACAAUUUGUUGCAACAAAGCACCACUUGGAGGACUUGAAAGUAGUGCAUCAAAACCUUGAGUCUUAUGUUAGAAAGAGCCAAGAAAGUUGGGGAGCAGGAUCAACAUUACAACAUUUAUCUUUGAGUUAUGAUGACUUACCAGAUUUUCUCAAGCCAUGUUUUCUUUACUUGGGGAAUUUCGGAGAACAUGCUCAAAUUGAUGCAGAGAAAUUGUACCUUUUCUGGGUGGCUGAAGGGCUUAUCUCUUUAAAAGACUGUGGAGUAGGGGAAAGACUGAAGGAUGUAGCAGAAAGGUAUUUGAAUGAUCUGGCACAGAGAAGUAUAGUUGAUGUGCAUGAAGAGGAACUUCCAACGGUCACAAGGUUUAAGUCUUGUCGGCUUAAUCCACUGAUGCGUAACCUUUCUCUCUUCAAGAGCAAAGAGCAAGGUUUUUUCAAAGUUGAGGAUUUUGGACAUGGACAUAAUAGGCCGAUGCAUGAUUCUUUGUCACAGAAUCAAGUCUACCGACUGGCCAUAGAUUUUGACAAGUAUGAAGAUGGAUAUGAUUUUCCUUUAGAGGAUAAUGAGAAGAAGCACAUCCGGUGUCUCCUAUUUAGUGCAAAGGAGAACCGGCCAAGAUUCGGGUGGCCAAAGAAGUUAUCUAGUUUAAUUGGAUUCAAAUAUCUCAGGAUUCUAUAUUUUGAUGGAUUUGACUUUCAAGUGAUCAAGCCACCCCAGGAUAUCGGCAAACUGUUCCUUCUGAAGUACUUGAGUUUUAGAAAUUGUGUUUUGCCGAAGCUACCAUCAUCAGUUGGCAACUUGAUGCAAUUGCUCAUUCUUGAUCUACGAGUUCGACCCCUCAGUAAAAUUACCAUACCCAACAUCCUGUGGAAACUGAAAAAGUUGAUGCAUCUGUAUUUUCCUGAUUCUUUUCAUACACGUGAUGCUCGCAAAUUGAGACUUGAAGGUUUGACAAAACUUGAGACAAUCAUAAACUUCAACACGGGGAUGCUCAACUUUGAAGAUCUCUCCCAGUUAACCAAUCUUCGGUACAUAUCUUCAAAAAUUGCAGGGAGCUCCGAGGAGAUAGUAUGCAUCACUAGAUGCAUGAAAGAUGAUGACUUACUUUCCACAUCCCUGGAGAUAAGGAACUUCGAUUGUUACGCAGAAGAAAAGCACUCUGUUUUCAGAAAUGUUUUAGAAUGUCAGGCUCUAACUGUCCUCUUCAUGGAGGGACACAUAUUUCGUUUACCAGUUCAUGAUAGAAUUUCUGGGAGUCUUGCUAAGCUUGUUCUUGUUGGUUCACAACUCGGUGAAGAUCCAAUGAAAACACUGCAGCAUCUUCCUAAAUUACGUGAACUAAUCUUGAAUGAUGAUGCCUUUGUCGAGAAAGAAAUGGUCUGUUCAGCAGCGGGCUUUAUCGAACUUGAACGUUUAGAGAUAUGGAAUUUGCAUAAAUUAGGAAAGUGGACUGUCCAAGAUCAAGCUAUGCCCAAACUUUCUACUCUGGCCAUUGUAAAUUGUCGGAAAUUGGAAAUGCCACCAGAAGGAUUACAAUUUGUUCGUCGACUCCAACAAAUGAACGUCUGGGAAGUACAUGAAGAACUGGAAAAGAGUCUUAAGAAGGUAGAGGAGCAGAUGAGAAUGGAGAAUGUGCAGCCUUUACCUAAAAUCUUGUUUAAACAUCCUUGCAGUGAUGAUGAAAGAACGCGGGACAGCAAGAGUGGCCCUUCAUGAUGCAAACUCAAACGCAUUCAUUGCCAGAGAUUCCGAGCAGGAUCCUCUCCGUGUCUAGCAGUGACAGAAUACAUCAAAUUACCUUUCGCGCGUUCAGAAGCACAAUUCUGAACAAAUAAAGUGUGAUAAUUAUAAUGUGUCCGUUUGUGAGAUUAUAAACCUCAAGUUCGGUUGUGAGCAUUUUGCUUUCAUAUAUUGAACAACUGCGGAUGCAUGCUUGAA